UCACAUACACAGCAAACUAAAUCUGUGCUUCCCCACCAUCCGCAUGAGAUGAUCAUGUGACAUGAUCGUAUAUAUGUGUGUGUGUGUGUGGGUGUGUAAUUCAUGCAGGAUAAGCUGUUUCUCUUCCUCGUGCUUGAGGUUUGCUGAAUAAUAUCCAUUGUCCUGCUUUGAACGAGCAACAUAAAUUAAUUGCCUUUGUUUCGUUGUUAUUUCUGUCGUCUUCCUGAAACCAGAGGGUGCCUUUAAUAUAAAACCAGUGAGGUCAGGCUGUGAGGAAAAGUCUAGAAAUCGCCUCGUGCGUUUGAUAGAAUGCUUUCUAAACAGUGAGGAAUGUGGGAGAUGAGUAUCAUCAUUCAGCUGAGGGACAAGUUUUUUUCUGAGAAAUGGGCCACAGCUCCAAUUGAAACGAGUGAUUAAGUUCAUUUCUAUUGUCUGAGAAGGAAACAGACUGGAUCAUGCUGUCAUAUUCAAUUCAUUGAUUUCCUUUUUUGGCUUUGCACGAGGUCACGUGAAGAACGCAGGUGUCGUCACAUCAUCAGAGGACUCCAGAGAGGAUUUGAAUAUGAGCUCUGUGAUGAAGCAGGGGAUCAACUUUUCACGAGGUGGGGACCAUCAGAAUACCAAGCGGCUGCUCUCUUCCCUACCUCCUCUACCCCGUUUCAAACCAGCUCCUCGCUGCRAUGUCAACCUUCCAUCAGAUCAGGUCUACCUCCAGGCAGCAGCCAUCUUCCAGCAGCUGCACAAAGAGAAGCCAGCAGAACAGCAAUGUCUGCAAUAUGAAAAAAAGACCAGCAUGCCACUGCUUGGGAACAAAAACCACGCCACCCAGAGACAAGCCUACCAGCUCGCCUUCAGCACACUCAAAUAUCAGGACCUACUUGAGGACGUAAUCACCGGCAGCUGCUUCCACACAGCUCAGAAUAUCCACAGCGGCAUUUUGCCGUUGGCGAUGGUAAUGCUGUUUGACUUCCAGGACAGAGAGUUUCUGCUGAGUCAGCGACCCACAAAGGAAGGCCAGGAGGCCGUGGAAGAUGUCAGAGACCUGGAGAGAAGGCUCCACAGGUGGAAAACCAAGCUGCAAGCCGCCCUGGCUCACUGCAGAGUGAGGCAGAGGCUGGAGAGAGUCUCUAGUUUUCUGUCUGAUUCUCUCAGAACCAAAGAGCACCAAGCAAAACGCCAGCCUGUGUAUGGAUGGGUCCAUAKACUCAGGACAAGUCUGGACGAGGUGUGUGAAGUGUUGAAAACAGACAGCUUGGWGGAAGUGCAGAACGUGACCGACCUCACGGACUCCCAGUUUUGCAGGGACCCUCUCUGUCCAGACACCCUGGUCUUCUCCCAGGGUCUGCAUGCUUUCCUACAGCACAGCAGCCUCACCACCUCAUACCUGCUGAACAUACAGGACAGGAGUGUGUGUGUGGCAGUGAGUGUGCUGCAGCCCCUGCUGUUUGGUAAGGGGGACGUCCUGGUGGUGGGCUCCUUCUCAGCUAUGACCGUGGCUCACGUCGCCGUCGUAGCUGCCCCCCACCUGGGCCAGGUGUUGAUGUGCGGCGCUGACCACACGCCAUCACAGGUGGAGGAGGUGCAGAAGCUGCUCUCACAAAUGGAAAUCAAAAACGUUCGAGUUCUGUCGGAACCGUUCUGCGGUCUGAAAGAGRGGGACGCCACUGUUCAGAGAGUGAGGGUCAUUAUGGUGCUGCCUCUGUGUUCGUCCUCUGCCCUCAACGACCCCGUGGCUGCAAUGCACAGCGAGCAUGGAGACUGGAAUCUACUGCCAGACUUAGCCUGCGGUUCAGUUUCCAAGAACAAAAUCCACUCUCUGACCAGCCGACAGGCCCGACUGUUGGGACAUGCCCUGUCCUUUUCAAAGGUCCAGACUGUGGUCUACUGCACGCGCUCAGAAUAUCCUGAGGAAAAUGAAGACCUGGUAGGACGAGUGUUGCGAGAAACACACGCCCACCCCAAACUGCUGCCCUUCAG
This is a messenger RNA of Austrofundulus limnaeus, 1977 nucleotides long. RefSeq names its product putative methyltransferase NSUN7. Gene Ontology annotation, molecular function: methyltransferase activity. The record is from RefSeq and is a predicted model, not a curated record. NCBI's taxonomy places the organism in Eukaryota, Metazoa, Chordata, Actinopteri, Cyprinodontiformes, Rivulidae.